This is a messenger RNA of Nerophis lumbriciformis (worm pipefish), 6294 nucleotides long. Lineage: Eukaryota; Metazoa; Chordata; Actinopteri; Syngnathiformes; Syngnathidae. The record is from RefSeq and is a predicted model, not a curated record.
AUGGAUAUUGCAGAUUGCCCUUUCCGGAAGAAACGGAGGCCGUGGAGCCCGGAACUGACCUCCGUGGCCUUGGUCGCCCUGGUGCUCGCGUUGUGCCAGAGCACCCCGGCGCAGGCAGAACCAGUGGAUGUACUGCGAGCCCUGCAGAUUCCAACUCUUCCCGAGGGCGUGAAGAAAGUCCCGGGCUUCUGCACAUCCCGACGCUCAAGCAGCCCUGACAAUGCCUACCGUAUCACCAAGAAAGCCCAAAUCUCAGCCCCUACCAAGCAACUCUUCUCAGGUCGUUUCCCAGAGAACUUCUCCAUCAUGGCCCUGGUGAAGGCCCACGCCGGUCUCCAGGCCUUCCUCCUCUCUAUUUAUAGCGAGCAGGGAGUCCAGCAGUUGGGUAUCGAGCUCGGCCGCUCACCCGUCUUCCUGUACGAGGACCAGCACGGCAAGCCAGCCCCUGAGGAUUACCCGCUUUUCAAAGGCGUCAACCUGGCUGAUGGCAAGUGGCAUCGCAUCGCAAUUUCAGUGUCCAAGAAAAAUGUGACCCUGCUUCUGGACUGCAAGAAGAAGAUGACCCGACCUUUGUCCCGCAGCAACAACGCCGAGGUGGACACCAACGGUAUCACCGUGUUCGGAGCCCGCCUGCUCGACGAGGAAGUGUUCCAGGGAGACAUUCAGCAGCUGCUGAUCGCCUCCAACGCUCAGGCCGCCUAUGACUUCUGUGAGCACUACAGCCCCGAUUGCGACUCCCCCCUGCCCAAGACGCAGGCGCAGGACCCCAACACAUAUAAGACAAAUGGAAAAGCCACCCCCACCAAAGCCUCUCUUGUCAAAGCCAAACCUACCCCAGCUAAGCCAGCAAAGGGCGGGUCCUUCAAAGUAGUCAAGCCUCCUAUUCCCAACAAAGCGCCCAAGACUUCAGCUAAACCACCAAAAUCUAAGCCCACUGCCAAGCCCACUGCCACCGCUGUCUUCUUGUCAAAGAUCAAGACUACAUCGGCUGCUAAGGUGAAGACUACAACUGCCCCAACUAAGAGCGCUAAAGUUGUGGCUGAGAAGAAGGCCAAUGGAAAAUCUGUUGUGGUGAAAACCACUAAAGCGUCAUCCGAGGUCAAAGUAAACGGAAAGGUGGUCGUAGACAAGACAGUCAGCAGUAUUGGAAAGUCUUCCAAUGAGAAGAAAGCAGCGUCCAAGGCCAAUGGGAAAACAAGCGCCGAGGUGAAAGAAGUCAAGGUCAAAGUUAACGGAAAAACCGAGAACAAAGCUAGCAGUGAGGCUAAAGCUACUAGCAACAGCAAAGUUACUGUGGUAGAAAAGAAAGGCGCAAAAAGCGAAACCACUACAAAAACAAAGACUGUUGUCAAAAUAGAGAAGACUAUUGUGAGUGCGGCGACAUCCGCUUCCAAAGUAGAAGCUACCAAAGCGCCCAAGGCCACAAAAGCAGCAAAGGCUGAGCCCACAAAAGCAUCUAAAACGUCUCAAGUCAAGUCAGAAGUCAAAGUAAAAUCGGUGGUCUCUAAAGUCCCCCUUGUCAAGCCUACGGCCGGUAAAGCCAUGAAUACGGUGGUGGAGAAGUUGUCCGUCGUGAAGAAGGUACUCACCACUGCGGCUCCUGUCCGGCCCACCCCACCAAGACCCACCAAGUCCAAGUCCGUGGUGGAUAUCAACAUCAAGUCCAUGCACAAACCUUUCCCACCAUUUGACAAGACCGCGCUGAGUGGCACUGGAGUUCCCAAGAAAUUUGACAACGGUUACCAACAGGAUGUAGACACUGAAUAUUCCGAAGCUGGGAACACCAACACAGAGACCGAUUAUUUCUAUGAGGAGACACUGCCAGAGUCCGAGGGUGAGGUGGUCGCACAAGAGCAGAUCCCCACGCAGCAGACACCGGUGGACACAGCCUUGGCGGGGGAGGAGGUGGACUCUACCAAGACACAAGGUGUUGUUGAGGAGCCCUUCACCGAGGAGUAUGUGACCGGAGAUGUGGGAACGAGGGAAUACGACUAUUCCUAUGCGGAAUACAGCGAGCCCAUGCCUGAGGCCCGAAAGGAGGAAGCCGGUAUUGGCCCCGCCCUGUCCGCUGUGACAGACGAGGCAGACGGAGCCUACAGAGGAAUGAAGGGUGAGAAAGGAGAGCCUGCCGUGCUCGAGCCUGGUAUGCUUAUCGAGGGACCUCCUGGACCUGAAGGACCUGCUGGUCCUACCGGCCCCCCUGGUAGCUCCGGUCCUCCUGGUUCUGUCGGUGACCCCGGAGAGAGGGGACCUCCUGGCAAGGCUGGUCUACCUGGUGCUGACGGAGUUCCAGGACCACCUGGAUCCUCUGUGAUGCUGCCUUUCCGCUUUGGCCAGAGUGGAGGAGAUAAAGGUCCCGUUGUGUCAGCACAGGAAGCCCAAGCAGCUGCCAUCUUGUCUCAAGCCAGAAUGGCUUUGAAAGGUCCUCCUGGACCAAUGGGAUUCACAGGACGUCCCGGACCUCUGGGAAAUCCAGGAAGUCAUGGUCUAAAAGGAGAAAGUGGAGACCCCGGUCCUCAGGGGCCCAGGGGAGCUCAAGGUUUGAUGGGACCUCCAGGCAAAGCAGGAAGGAGAGGCCGUGCCGGAGCUGAUGGAGCCCGGGGAAUGCCUGGAGAGCCCGGUACUAAGGGUGAUCGUGGCUUUGACGGUCUUCCUGGUUUGCCAGGCGACAAAGGACACAGGGGUGACACUGGAGCAUUGGGACCCCCUGGACCUCAAGGAGAGGACGGCGAGAGGGGUGAUGACGGCGAGGUCGGACCCAGAGGUCUCCCCGGUGAAGCAGGACCUCGUGGUUUGCUUGGCCCCAAAGGUCCUCCAGGAAUUCCCGGACCUCCUGGAGUUCGAGGAAACGAUGGACCCGUUGGUCCCAAAGGCAACCUGGGUCCUCAAGGUGAGCCCGGACCUCCAGGUCAGCAGGGGACAUCAGGAACUCAGGGAAUGCCAGGACCUCAGGGUGCCAUGGGACCCCCAGGAGAGAAGGGACCUACAGGAAAACCAGGUCUGCCAGGAAUGCCAGGCGCUGACGGCCCUCCUGGUCACCCAGGAAAAGAGGGGCCAACCGGCACCAAAGGAAACCAGGGCCCUAACGGCCCCCAGGGUGCUAUUGGUUAUCCUGGCCCUCGCGGAAUCAAGGGGGAGCAAGGAAUUCGAGGACUGAAGGGCCACAAGGGAGAGAAGGGAGAAGAUGGCUUCCCUGGAAUCAAGGGAGACUUUGGUGUCAAAGGAGAGAGGGGUGAGAUCGGCGUUUCAGGCCCCAGAGGUGAGGAUGGCCCAGAGGGACCAAAAGGUCGAGUCGGUCCCCCUGGUGAGGUCGGUCCUCUCGGUCCCAUUGGCGAAAAGGGCAAACUCGGAGUACCUGGACUUCCGGGCUACCCUGGAAGACAAGGACCCAAGGGAUCUCUAGGAUUCCCAGGAUUCCCUGGCACUAACGGCGAGAAAGGAACAAGGGGUCUGGCAGGCAAAUCAGGACCAAGAGGACAAAGGGGCCCAACGGGUCCUAGAGGACAGAGAGGACCACGAGGGGCCACUGGAAAGCCUGGCGCAAAGGGAACUUCAGGAAGUGACGGCCCCCCUGGUCCACUUGGAGAGAGGGGACUGCCCGGACCUCAGGGAGCCAAUGGUUUCCCAGGACCAAAGGGACCGCCUGGACCACCAGGAAAGGAUGGACUGCCUGGACACCCCGGCCAGAGAGGAGAAGUUGGUUUCCAAGGAAAGAUGGGUCCACCAGGUCCUCCUGGAGUUGUCGGACCUCAAGGCCCAUCUGGAGAGACUGGUCCCUUAGGUGAGCGUGGCCAUCCUGGACCACCAGGUCCACCUGGAGAGCAGGGACUUUCAGGCCCCUCGGGCAAGGAAGGCACAAAGGGAGAUCCAGGCCCCCCUGGAGGUCCAGGUAAAGAUGGACCCCCUGGACUGAGAGGUUUCCCAGGAGAGAGAGGACUGCCCGGUACCCCAGGUGGUGGAGGACUUAAGGGAAGCGAAGGACCCCCCGGACCACCUGGAUCUGCUGGAUCUCCUGGUGAGAGAGGUCCUGCUGGCACUGCUGGACCUGUCGGACCCCCUGGUAGACCAGGCCCACAAGGACCUCCUGGUAACGCUGGAGAGAAGGGUGUUCCUGGUGAGAAAGGCCCAAUCGGCCCUGCAGGUCGGGAUGGAGUCCAGGGUCCAGUGGGUCUUCCAGGCCCUGCCGGAACCCCAGGAGGACCUGGUGAGGACGGAGAUAAGGGUGAGGUCGGUGAACACGGCCAGAAGGGAGCCAAGGGAGGAAAAGGAGAGCACGGACCUCCUGGUCCACCUGGGCCAAUGGGUCCCGUUGGUCAACCUGGUCCUGCUGGUGCUGAUGGUGAGCUCGGACCAAGGGGCCAACAGGGGCCUUUUGGUGCCAAGGGAGAUGAAGGAUCCCGAGGAUUCCCCGGAGCACCUGGACCCAUUGGACUGCAGGGAUUGCCUGGACCACCAGGCGAGAAGGGUGAGAAUGGAGAUGUUGGACCUUUGGGACCUCCAGGCCCACCAGGACCCCGUGGCCCAGCUGGACCAAGCGGAGCUGAUGGCCCUCAAGGUCCUCCUGGAGGUUUGGGUAAUCCUGGCCCUAUUGGAGAGAAGGGAGAGCCUGGAGAGGCUGGACCACCCGGAAUCGGUGGAGAACCAGGAAAGAAGGGUCCUCGCGGUGAGCGUGGAGAGAAGGGAGAGGCCGGACAACCUGGAACCGCUGGUGUUGCUGGAGGACGAGGACGACCUGGAGAUGAUGGUCCUAAAGGAAAUCCUGGUCCAGUUGGUUUCCCUGGUGAUCCUGGUCCUCCUGGUGAGGUUGGACCCAGAGGUGCAGAUGGUGCCAAAGGAGAGCAAGGAGAAGAUGGUGAACAGGGAGAAUCUGGUUCUCCUGGUCCCCCUGGAGAGAAUGGACCUCCUGGCCCACCAGGAAAGAGGGGUCCUGCUGGAGCAAGAGGAGCUGAGGGGCGACAAGGAGAAAAGGGAACCAAGGGUGACACAGGUGCCCUUGGCCCACCAGGAAAGACCGGUCCAGUUGGUCCUCAGGGCCAGCCAGGAAAACCAGGAACUGAAGGUCUGCGAGGUCUCCCAGGAUCAGUGGGUGAGCAAGGAUCUCCCGGCCCAGCCGGACCAAAGGGACCACCCGGACCUGUUGGACCACCUGGUUUGCUCGGUCUGCGAGGAGACCCUGGUGCGAAAGGAGAGAAAGGACAUCCAGGUCUUAUUGGCCUUAUUGGACCUCCAGGAGAGCAGGGAGAGAAGGGAGACCGAGGUUUGCCCGGACCUCAUGGAUCCAACGGACCCAAGGGAGAGACUGGAAUGCCCGGUGGCACUGGACCCCUUGGCCCUGCUGGUCCUCCUGGUCUUCCUGGUCCUCAAGGAGUCAAAGGAGCAAAGGGAGCUUCUGGAGGAUCUGGUCCUAAAGGAGAAAGAGGUGUUCCCGGACCUCCAGGACCUCCUGGUGCACCUGGCGAGGUCAUCCAGCCACUCCCCAUACAGAGAAGCCCUAAAUCCAAGCGCUCCAUCGACGCCAGCCAAUUGCUCCCUGAAUCUGACCCGGAAAUGCCCGCCUCCGACACAGCUGGCGCAGAGUUCAUGAUGGCCAGCGAAGGCAUGGAGGAGAUCUUCGGCUCCCUCAACUCACUAAGGCAGGAGAUCGAAACCAUGCGAUUCCCCAUGGGAACCCAGGACAGCCCUGCAAGAACCUGCCAGGAUCUCCGCCUCAGCCAGCCCGAGCUCCAAGAUGGAGAGUACUGGAUCGACCCCAACCAGGGCUGCUCCAGAGAUUCCUUUAAGGUCUUCUGUAACUUCACCAGUGGUGAAACAUGCCUGUAUCCACAGAAGAGCAUCAGCACGGUGAAGAUGAGUUCGUGGGAAAAGGAAACUCCGGGUACAUGGUACAGUGAGUUCGCUACAGGUGGAAAGUUCUAUUACGUGGACUCUGAUGGUGAGCCAGUGGGUGUAGUCCAACUGGGAUUCCUGCGCCUCCUGAGCGUCGUAGCCCGCCAGAACCUGACCUACAACUGCCAUCGCUCUGUGGCCUGGGCCGACCAGAGCGCAAACAACAACCACGAGAGGGCACUGCGCUUCCAGGGCGCCAAUGAAGAGGAGCUGAGCUAUGAGACCAACCCGUACAUCAAAGCGCUGGUGGACGGAUGCUCUUAUCGCAAAGGCUUCGACAGGACAGUGCUGGAGAUCAACACGCCACAGGUGGAACAUCUCCCUCUGCUGGACAUCAAAGUGUCAGACUUUGGGGAGAGCAACCAACAGUUUGGAUUUGAAGUGGGACCUGUGUGCUUCCAAGGCUAA